AUGGCUCCAAGCCAAACGCCCCCUGAUUCUCGCUCGCUCUCACACACCCCGGCUGCGCUCGCCCCAUUUUCCCCGACGCUGAGACAAAAGGCGAGCAGAGCGCAGCAGCAGCGGCCGCCCGGGCUCGGGGCCGGACACCCGCGCGUCCUGCUGCCGGGGGCCCCGAGCCGAGGCUACCCCGGGAGGAAGGCGCCCGGGCACUUCGCCGCCGAGAGACGCCGGCUGGGCCCCCACGUCUGCCUCUCAGGGUUCGGGAGUGGCUGCUGUCCGGGCUGGGCGCCCUCCAUGGGCAGUGGGCAUUGCACCUUGCCCCUCUGCUCCUUUGGCUGCGGGAGUGGCAUCUGCAUUGCUCCCAACGUGUGCUCCUGCCAGGACGGAGAGCAAGGGGCCACCUGCCCAGAAGCCCACGGACCCUGCGGCGAGUAUGGCUGUGACCUUACCUGUAACCAUGGCGGCUGUCAGGAGGUGGCCCGAGUGUGCCCCGUGGGCUUCUCGAUGACAGAAACAGCCGUUGGCAUCAGGUGUACAGACACUGACGAAUGCCUGGGGACCCCUUGUCAGCAGAGGUGUAAAAACAGCAUUGGCAGCUACAGGUGUUCCUGUCGAACCGGCUUCCAUCUCCAUGGCAACCGGCACUCCUGUGUAGAUGUAAAUGAGUGUCGGCGGCCACUGGAGCGGCGAGUCUGUCACCAUUCCUGCCACAACACCGUGGGCAGCUUCCUGUGCACCUGCAGACCUGGCUUCAGGCUCCGAGCUGAUCGCGUGUCCUGCGAAGCUUUUCCGAAAGCCGUGCUGGCUCCGUCUGCCAUCCUGCAGCCCCUACAGCACCCCCCCAAGAUGCUACUGCUGCUGCCAGAGGCUGGCCAGCCGGCCCUCUCCCCAGGACACAGCCCUCCUCCCGGGGCGCCAGGGCCCCCAACCGGAGUCAGGACCACCUGCCUGCCACCUCCCACCCCGGCACUACCCACGUCCUCCUCUCCUGCUCCAACCCCACUACUCUCUACCACAAUGGCCACCCUGGUGCCCAGUGCCUCCCUGCUGGGGAGCCCCAGGUCUCCUUCCCUCCAAAGGGAAGCAGUAGUGACCCCUUCCCUGCCCCAGGGCCCAGAGGCAGGCAUGAGGCUGCUUCCAGGACCCUCUCCCUGCUGGUACCAGGGAGCCAUGCAUGAGUCAGCGAGCCGCUGGAUAGAGCCUGGGUGUACCCAGUGCUGGUGUGAGGAUGGGGAGGUGACCUGUGGAAAGGUGACGUGUGAUGCUAUCUGUUCCCACCCAAUUCCCACCAGAGAUGGAAGCUGCUGCCCCACAUGUACAGGCUGUUUUCACAGUGGCGUCAUCCGAGCAGAAGGCGAGGUGUUUUCCCCUCCCAGUGAGAACUGCACUGUCUGUGUCUGUCUGGCUGGAAACGUGUCCUGCAUCGCCCCCAAGUGUCCUCCUGGCCCCUGCCACGGCUCCCCGCAGUCUGACUGCUGUACCUGUGUUCCAGUGAGGUGCUACUUCCACGGCCAGUGGUAUGCGGACGGCGCUGUGUUCAGUGGGGGUGGCGACGACUGCACCAGCUGUGUCUGCCAGAAUGGGGAGGUAGAAUGUUCCUUCACGCCAUGUCCAGAGCUGGAUUGCCCCCGAGAGGAGUGGUGGUUGGGCCCUGGACAGUGCUGCUUCACCUGCCGGGAGCCCACGCCCAUGACAGGCUGCUCUCUCGACGACAACGGGGUUGAAUUUCCGAUUGGACAGAUCUGGUCGCCUGGUGAUCCCUGUGAGUUGUGCAUCUGCCAGGCAGACGGCUCAGUGAGCUGCAAGAGGACAGACUGCGUGGACUCCUGCCCUAACCCGAUUCGGAUCCCCGGACAGUGCUGCCCAGACUGUUCAGCAGGCUGCACCUACACAGGCAGAAUCUUCUACAACAAUGAGACCUUCCCGUCUGUGCUGGACCCCUGUCUGAGCUGCAUCUGCCUGUUGGGCUCAGUGGCCUGCUCGCCCGUGGACUGCCCCAUCACCUGCACCUAUCCUUUCCACCCUGAUGGGGAGUGUUGCCCGGUGUGCCAAGACUGCAACUACGAGGGAAGAAAGGUGGCGAAUGGCCAGGUGUUCACCUUGGAUGAUGAGCCCUGCACCCGGUGCACCUGCCAGCUGGGAGAGGUGAGCUGUGAGAAGGUCCCCUGCCAUCGGGACUGUGCAGAUCCCCCGGUGCCCCCUGGGGACUGCUGUUCCUCCUGCCCAGAGUUCCCGUUGCCUCUGAAGGAAAGACGGAGGAUCCUCCCUCACGGACACGUGGAGUUUAGCAAAGCUGCCCGGAGCCCCGAAGAGAACGUGAAGGCCCCUCUGGGUGCUGGCAACUGCAGCGCGUGCCCGGGGCCCCCAACAGAAUCAUCUCAGAGGCCAGUGCUCCCGCUCUUCCAGCUCCUCUCAAGGACGAACUUGUCGAACACACGGACUUUACCCUCCAGCCACUCAGGAGCCCAGGCCUUGCUCUCACCCCCUUCAGGGCCAGGGGACACAUCCGGGGGAGCCUGGGGCUUUGCAGUCCCCUCGGCCCUCCUUGAGGCCCUCCAUCCCUCUGGGAGCCUCCACUCUACCUCCUGCCUCCCCGGGGGUUCCUUGGCCACCUCCAGUUCCUGCUGAGCCUGCCUUCCCAGCCUCCGAGGCCUGGGGGACAUCCCGGUGGCCUUCCCUGCCUGCCAGCACCCUGGCUGAAGCAUCAGCACUUUCCACGAGCGCCCCCAGCCCCUCAGAGACCCCAUGACGUUCGUCAGGCCUCGCAGACUCUCGCCCACCACCUCCAGACUCUCUGCGGCCCUUGCAGCCACUGCUGGCCGCACGCCCCAGAAGCCCACAACCUCAAGGAAGGAGGAGUCCACUGUGUAA
Messenger RNA from Orycteropus afer afer, 2862 nucleotides. It is a transcript of the gene VWCE, whose product is annotated as von Willebrand factor C and EGF domains. Gene Ontology annotation, molecular function: protein binding; calcium ion binding. The record is from RefSeq and is a predicted model, not a curated record. Gene Ontology annotation, cellular component: cytoplasm. NCBI's taxonomy places the organism in Eukaryota, Metazoa, Chordata, Mammalia, Tubulidentata, Orycteropodidae. Gene Ontology annotation, biological process: cellular response to virus.